Molecule: messenger RNA, 777 nt
Organism: Poeciliopsis prolifica (blackstripe livebearer)
Lineage: Eukaryota; Metazoa; Chordata; Actinopteri; Cyprinodontiformes; Poeciliidae
Gene: pyya
Product: peptide YYa
Exons: 4
Coding region: 134-427 (97 amino acids)
Biological process (GO): neuropeptide signaling pathway; feeding behavior
Cellular component (GO): extracellular region
Molecular function (GO): neuropeptide Y receptor binding; neuropeptide hormone activity
Source: RefSeq, a predicted model, not a curated record
CCUGCAGAGCAAGAUCUCACCGAGGAGGAGAGGAAGAGAAGGACUGCAGGACCCAGAACCUCUGCUGCUGUCAGAACCACCUGUGGCUCCAGCUGCUGCCUGGAACUUCAUAAACUUGGGCCAACCGCUGCAGAUGGCUGUGAUGCUGAGACCAUGGACGAUGCUGGUGGCCGCUGUGCUGUGUGUGCUGGUCUGUCUGGGAGCGCUGGCAGACGCCUACCCUCCAAAGCCAGAGAACCCGGGAGAGGACGCUCCGCCUGAAGAGCUGGCCAAGUACUACACGGCCCUGAGACACUACAUCAACCUGAUCACCAGGCAGAGAUACGGGAAGCGCUCGGCUCAGGAGGAUGUGGUCGCAGAGCUGCUGUUUGGAGGCGACAGCAGCAGAGACCAGAGAUCAAGAUUCGAUAACUCUUUCAUGUGGUGACGCUGCAGCCCUCCAUCCUCCUCAUAGUGCUUCUCUUCUGGGGCCUUCCCAGAAUGCACCUGGAGGAGCCAACAGGUGCCUCUCACCCCCUCUAAAGCCAACAGAAUGACCAUCGCUGACUGGAGCACAAGCUCCCUCUAUCUCUCGUCAUUUCGACAACUUUGUUGUUCCAACAGUGCCGUACCGUAAAUCAGUGUCCAGAUUAAAACAUGUGAGGUCACAGCAGCCAAUCGAACGGGGAGCCGUGUCUUUGUGUCCCUCCAUCACUGUAUUGUGAAGACAUUCUGUUUCGCUGUUGCCACUGCCGAGAGGAAGAACAGAGGAUGUGAAUAAAACCAUUUUCUGUGUGA